This is a messenger RNA of Mytilus trossulus (common blue mussel), 1203 nucleotides long. RefSeq lists its product as uncharacterized. Gene Ontology annotation, cellular component: membrane; acetylcholine-gated channel complex. NCBI's taxonomy places the organism in Eukaryota, Metazoa, Mollusca, Bivalvia, Mytilida, Mytilidae. The record is from RefSeq and is a predicted model, not a curated record. The transcript is spliced from 6 exons. The coding region runs from base 134 to 865 and encodes 243 amino acids.
UAUAGACUGUAUAACUAAGCCUAAAGGUAAGGUGUGUGUCUUGCUGUUGUUUAUUCUGCCUCCAGACACACAUAUUGUGUAUAAUAUAAUGUGAAUCACAGGAGAAUUUACACAUUAAAGAAUACCAACAAAGAUGUAUACUGUAUUAACAACUGUCCUAGCAUUGCUCUUCAUAGAUGGAGGAAUGGCUGUCAGUAACAAGGUCCUUUCAGAAUGGACUGCUGCAGACUAUCCUAACCCAGCCAGAGAUUGGACCACAUGUGGGAGAUAUGAAAAGUCCCUUGUUUGUGAUCCAAAUGGCCUCCUCAAUACAAAAGAAGCUGAUACCCUCGACUGGUUGUUGAAAGGAGUAGUCAAUGAUACUAAGUGUCCAUGUUCUGCCUGGAAAUGUGAAUCAAAGAAAUCAGGAUAUGUUGUUGCUGUAGCUUUAGUAAAAAAACUUAACAUUCCAAAGACUGGCCCUGGUCCAGUGGAUAACAAUGAGAAGCUUGCAGCUCUACGACAGUUUGCAUUUGACCUUGAGAAUAACAAAUGGAGGUUUGGAGAAUGUAACGAGGAUGUUAUCAUUGCUUACUCGGCUGAAGAAGGAGCAGUUUUCACCUUUGCUGGGGGUACUGCCAAUAGAAGGUUAACCCAGGACUUGAUAGAUAGUAUAACUGCUCACAGAAAACAUUAUUUUAGAGGAAACAAACAUGUCUAUGCUGGUCUUAGAUCAAUGGUCAUGGAUUAUAGGGAAGCAUUGACAGAGGGAGGAUUUGUAUUUUCCCAGCAGGUAGAUCAGAGUCCUAAGGGAGCUGGAGUACAGGUUCUAAGUACAGUGACAUCUAUACUUAGUCUGCUCAUCUGCACAUUCUUAUUACAGUAAAUACACAAUUUGGAACAGUGAUGUGAAAGGUUGAUUUAUGUGACACUAUUUAAAAGUAUCAAAAGGGGAUUGUACUGUUUUUUCCAGUUCCAAAUUAGAUAGCUCAUAUAUAAGAAUUAAAAUGUCCCCAAUCUUUCAGUGGUUAGGAGAGAUCAUGAGUCAUCAACGAAAUUUUCUUCUCAUUGUUUAUGGUAGCCAGGUAAAUCAUAAAUGAAAUCCAUAUUGUACGAAAAGUUGUUGUACAUCCAAGAUGGCCAAAAUUUAGUGAUUUAUUGUCUUUUAAAUCAAGAAAAAAAAUCUUUAAGGUGUUUAAAUAACUCUUGCCAGCAUGAGCUGGU